Messenger RNA from Bufo gargarizans (Asiatic toad), 1665 nucleotides. Its product is annotated as testis-expressed protein 47-like. Gene Ontology annotation, molecular function: blue light photoreceptor activity; FAD binding. NCBI's taxonomy places the organism in Eukaryota, Metazoa, Chordata, Amphibia, Anura, Bufonidae. The record is from RefSeq and is a predicted model, not a curated record. The coding region runs from base 72 to 881 and encodes 269 amino acids. The transcript has 6 exons.
UUGGGAACCUAGGAGCUGCUGUUAGUACCCGCAGGAUCUCAUAGUAGCAUCCUGAUGUGACAUAGGGCAUCAUGGCCUCUCGUAAGAGACGCUCCUCUACACCCGGACUGCCACACACCUCAGCCCUGACAGUGCUCCUCGAAGCCCAGCACCUGAAGUCGGUCGUUCAUAGGCUGAUUUAUGUAGCAAGGAUAUCUCCGGAGCGAGGGCACCGCGGGGAUAUACCAGACCAUUACGACAGACUAUUUCAUCGGCUGGUAAAAUCCAACCUUGGAGAAUCCAUCUCGGGAUUACUUCUGCUGUACCCCAGCUCUGUCAUUCACAUGAUUGAGGCUUCUUCUGAAAUCCUGACUGGGAUAAAUCAAGAUCUCAUCCAGAUCCAGAACCAGGGUGCAAACUCACUUCUGCAGGACAUCAAAAUCCUUGUGAUCUCCCACAAUAUCCCAAGCAGACUCCUUCCUCAGUGGUAUUUCCGCAUAGUGAGACUCCCCACACAGUACUUGGGUGACUAUGGGCAUGGACAGACGGUGGACGCGGCAGUGGAAGAAUGUCUCACCCUCAUGUUGAAGUUAGGAAUGUUCUUGUCUCGGAUACUAAAGCUCGGCAGCAAAGGACCUGGAGAGGAUCUGCAUGAUUUGGCCCCAGAACUGCUUGUGCGAGAGGAGACCAUCUGCUUCCUUCUUCGAUCUGAACGGUUUCUCAAGCCGGAAGAGUUCUUCACAAUGUACAACAAGCCAAUCAACAGCUCUGUCUCUUCAGGUGAGCACAGCGCGGCAUGGCGUCACCUCUUGUAUGUACGCCCGCUAGCUGUGCUUUGUAUAUGCAGUACAAUAGGUAUGUGCCCCAUUUUUUUAGGCGGUGGCACUCUAGAGGGCAUAUGAACACAUUUGGACAAAGUCAGAGAUUUCAGUGCUAUGGUAUAACUCAUGGACGCGGCCAAUUUCUUUAAAGCCUGCACAGUCACACGAUGGAUGCUUCCAUUACCAGCAAUUCCUAAUAUGUAAUAGUAUGUGAUCGGGGAGCGAUAGGUGUAUGAAUCGACAUAUAAUACUUCCGGCACCUGGCCACGAACACAGGAUGGGCGAUAACUCUGAUCCCGGUCAACAGCGACCACAGCAUUUGAGUGGUUAGGCAGAGGGAGGGGGUUCCCUCUCAUCAAAGCCCCUGCGGUGAAAUUGUGGGGCUCUGAUCCCUUGCUAUGACAGCCUAGUGCCUUGUGCAGGCUCCCAGGCCUUUCAUAGUCAGCUGCCUACAGAGGCAUGGCCUAACAGGCAGCCAGUGAAAAACCCAUAGACUGCAACAGUAUCCUACUUCAGUCUAUGGUACAGGAGAUCAAAAGAUCUCAUAUUCAAGUCUCCUUAGGGGACUAAAAAUUACAGUAAAAUAAAGUUUAAAAAAAACUAAACAAAAUUGAAACCACCCCCUUUUCCAAAUUUUACAUAUCAAAAUAAAUAAAUAAUAAAAAAUAAACACAAUAGGCAUUGCCGCUUUCCAAAAUGCUUGAACUAUUAAAAUCUACAAAUAUUUUUCCUACGCAGUAAACGCUGUAAUUAAAAAAGAAAUAAAAAUGCACAAUUCUCCAUUGUUUGGUCACCUUGCCCCUACCAAAAUAUCAAAUUAAAAGUGAUUAAAAAGUUGUAAGUAAUCCAAUAAAAAACUAGAGCU